CCACAUCUGACAAAAGGCGCGAUCGAGGACAUAAUAAAUGGAGAGAAACCAGAAAAACCAGAAGUACAAGUUCUGAAAAUGAUGAGAGAAUCCUCACCACGAAAUUCCAAUAAUUAUUAUUAUAAAUUAGUGUUAUCAGACGGACAAACCAGCUAUCCCAAUUUUCUUUUACCAAUGAAAUAUGAGAACUUUAUGAUAGGAACUGCAGGAGAAUAUAGUGUUAUCAGGUUAAAGAAAUAUAAUAAAAAACCUUCAGUUGGACCAUUACCAGAUGUAUAUUUAUCAGAUGUAGCAUUAGUACAGGAUGGCUGGUCUUAUCGUAAGAAACUUGGUAAUCCAGUUCCAUAUCGUCAAGACAGACCUCAGAUUAAAAUGGCAGAGCCUAAGAAGGAUUUGGAAAAGGUAUCAGAGAGUAAAACUACUUCCAAAGAAGUGGAGGUCUCUAGAACCAACAAUAAAGUGAAGGGAAAACCAUUAGAAGAGUCCAAGAAAGAUAAUAUAAUGGCAGAUGCAAGCAAAGAUGCCUCAAAAGCUGAUCAAAAGAAAGCAAAAAAAGAGAAAAAUACUAAAGAUGAAAACAAUACAAAAGAGGUAAAAAAUACAAUAGAGGUAAAAAAUACAAAAGAAGAGACAAAUACAAAACAGGAAAAGAAAGAAGACAUAAAAACUUAUGCAAAUAAUAACAAAAGUGCACUAUUAAGUCAGAAAAUAGAAGACUAUGUUUGUGAUAUUGUAAGAACCAUACAGUUUGGUGAUAUGAGUGAUGUAGAAGACAUUAUGGAGCACCUAUCUAGCAUCAGAUUCAAUCGUAAUACAUCCCAUAGAAUUAAUUAUGUCAAACUUAUACAAUGUUUAGGGGAGAUAGGUAUCGAAGAACUAAUCCAUGUUAUUAGACAGACUACAUUCAUUUGUUGUGAAACACACAGACAAAAACAUCUGUAUCCUUAUCUGGAUUUAUUAUACACUAUUAUGAACAACGUGAAUGUUAUCAAACGUGUGGUAUACCACAGGGCCACCUUGAUACCAUUAUUUUUCAAGAGCCUGAAACUGAGAGAGAGUAGUGAGACUAAUAUUAGAGUAAUACAGAUAUUAAGUCUGUUUUUAACUGUGGGAACUCGUCAGAUAACAGAGAUUUACUAUCGUAAAGGAUUGUUAUCUUUAUUGGCUGAUAUAGAUCAUGAAACUCCAGUGUUUGAAAUACUAGGAAUUCUGCAAACUAUGGUCAACUAUGGAGAUCGGAAUGUCCGACAAGCGAUCAAGAAAUCUCAAAUUCUUUAUGAAUUAGAAACAUGGGGUGGUGGAUAUGAAUCUGAAGCCCUUGAAAUAAAGAAUAUCAUUCGUGCUGGAAAAUGGCCAUGCCUGAGUAAAGAAGGUGCCAUCACAGCAAAAAAAAGACUGGAAUCGAGAUUGGAAUUUGACCCUGUGAAACAGUAUUGCUCCUCACCAAAAUGUCGUAAGGAUAUAACUGGUAAUACUAUUAAAUACUGUGGGGCGUAUUGGUUAUUGACUACAUCAAAGACUCAUCAUCCUGUUCUACUUUGUCUACACACAGCUGCAAUGAAAUAUGUCUGGGUGUCCGAGACUAUAUCAACAAAAGGUUCAAAUUAAGGAUCCCUCAAUUUUCAGAGAGAAAACAAGCUUUUGAGCAAAAUAAUAAGUGAAAUGUCUUUAUUAGGUUUUGUUUGAAGGAAUAUGCUAUUUUGUACAGUUCUAGUAGUUCUUUUGAGGACUGUUUACUGUUCAUAAUAAAGUCCCAAAUCCCAGAAAAUGCCAAACCAUGGACUUUAAUAUUAAGUUUUAAUUGAUAGUGUUUUCUAGUCAUUAUAUAUUUUCUUUUUAUUUUGAUUCAUUUAUGCCUAGUUUACACCAACGCGCUUUAAAUCGGCGAGCAAAGCGCCAGCAUUUUUUGUUUACUUUUCCAAAAAUAUCACGAUCUCCUAAGUAAUGUUACGCUCUGAUAAGCUCUGAUGCGAAUUGGUUACGCUUUGGGGACGAAUUAUUUCCCGAUUUGAUCAGGCCUUGCUACGCUUUAAAUCACUCUUUGAUAAGCUUUAUUAAGCUUUGAUGCGGUUAUGACGCUUUAAAUCACGCUCUGAUACGAUUAUCAAGCUCUGUUGUGCAUUGUUAAGCUCUGUUACGCAUU
Messenger RNA from Lottia gigantea (owl limpet), 2143 nucleotides. RefSeq lists its product as hypothetical. The coding region runs from base 79 to 1608 and encodes 509 amino acids. The transcript has 10 exons. The record is from RefSeq and is a predicted model, not a curated record. Lineage: Eukaryota; Metazoa; Mollusca; Gastropoda; Lottiidae.